AUGACGGCGGAGAACCACCGAAAGGUCUCCCCUAGACUAUCUAAGCUCCCAUUGUCGCCAUCUCCGUCGCCAUUGUCCCAAAAUAGGAGCCCUAAAACCUCAGCUUCCCAAGAUUUAUCUUCAAAUCACACUCUAAUUUCGUCGAGUCAAACUCAAAGCUCAUGCAGACGAUCACCAAGACUACUCGUAAAUGGUCAAGAACCACCAGCAAAGAAGCAAAAGAUACCCGAAUCUUGGAAGAACAAGGGAAAAGGGUCCGGCAUUGUGUCUUUCUUCAUUGGAGAUCCCGUGCCCGAGGAUGAGGCUCGACAAAGAUGGCCUUGGAGGUACGAAAAUAAGGGCAUGCUAAAAAAGGGACACACUUCAAGAUUUAAUGAUGAUGGUGACAAUGAUGAUGAUGAGUUGGUUUUGAAUGUAAAAUGCCAUUAUUCUAACGCUGAAAUUGAAAAGUGUGUCUUUAAUCUUGGUGAUUUUGCUUAUGUAAAGGCAAGUUGUGCUUCCAUUACUCUUAUGCAUGCCCAUGAGUAA
Molecule: messenger RNA, 528 nt
Organism: Ilex paraguariensis (yerba mate)
Lineage: Eukaryota; Viridiplantae; Streptophyta; Magnoliopsida; Aquifoliales; Aquifoliaceae
Source: the annotation of a GenBank genome assembly